Molecule: messenger RNA, 4199 nt
Organism: Homarus americanus (American lobster)
Lineage: Eukaryota; Metazoa; Arthropoda; Malacostraca; Decapoda; Nephropidae
Product: lon protease homolog 2, peroxisomal-like
Exons: 18
Coding region: 53-2635 (860 amino acids)
Biological process (GO): protein catabolic process; protein processing; protein targeting to peroxisome
Cellular component (GO): peroxisomal matrix
Molecular function (GO): serine-type endopeptidase activity; ATP hydrolysis activity; ATP binding
Source: RefSeq, a predicted model, not a curated record
UUUUCGUGGAUCAGCUGUUCGCCGGAGCUCACCUGUUACCCAAGUUACAGCAAUGACGCACUCACACAUUACUAUCCCCAAAAAUCUGCCUCUUCUGAUCGUUGCUGAUGGUGUCUUGUUACCAGGAUCCACGAUCAGGAUACCAGUGUCUACAGUGAAGAACAUUAAUCUUGUACGAUCUCGUUUGACAUCGGGCAAUAGGCUGGCCAGCACUGUCAUUGGAAUUAUCACAAAAGAACCAGAUAAGGGAGGGAAGGUGAAUGUUCUACAUGAUAUUGGUACAGCUGGUGUAGUGGUUCAGGUGACUGGCACCAACUGGCCACGACCUUCUUAUUCGCUGCUGGUGACCGGACUUUGCCGCUUCAAAUUGUUGUCCAUCAUCCAAGAACAUCCAUAUCCAGUGGCAUCCGUGAGACAGUUGGAUGACAUAAAAGAUAUUGACGAUGAGAAUGGUGGACAACUUGCAGAACUAGUUUCGGAGUUCAAGGAAGCUGCUCAGAAACUCAUCGACUUGCUUGAUGUUUCUGUGCCAGCUGUUGCCAAGUUAAAGGAUUUGGUAGAACGAGUUCCAAGUCGUCAGCUUGCAGAUGUGGUCGCAGCACUAGUGAGAGCUACACUGCCUGAAAGACUACAAGUUCUUGAUGCUGUUGAUCUUGCAACCAGGAUUAGAGUAACUCUACCACUUCUCCUGCGGCAUAUUCAGAGGCUUAAGGAUGUGCGGGAGGCUGGAGCCGAGGAAGAAAAUAAAACAAAUGCUAUUUUGCAUGUCAGUCGUGGAGGCCGAAAUUUGGCAGGAGACCCAGAUGCUUUGGAUAAUGAAGAGAAUGACGUGGCAGAACUGGAAGCCAAAAUUAAAGCUGCAAACAUGCCUGAAGAGGCUCGCAGGGCGUCAAUGAAGGAGCUGGGUCGGCUGAAGAGGAUGUCACCACACAUGCCGGAGUACUCUAUGACUCGGAAUUACUUGGAUCUGAUAGUAGAGCUUCCCUGGUCCAUUUCUGUCAAGGAAACCUGCAACAUCAGCAAAGCCCGAGCAGAUCUGGAUGCUGAUCAUUAUGGAUUAGAAAAGGUGAAGCGUCGGGUGCUGGAAUACUUAGCAGUCGGACAACUCCGUGGAGAUCUCAAAGGACCAAUUUUGUGCUUUGUGGGUCCACCAGGAGUUGGCAAAACAAGCAUUGCAAAAUCAAUUGCUACGACUCUUGGUCGUCCAUACCACCGGAUGUCACUAGGUGGAGUAAGUGACCAACAUGACAUAAGAGGGCACCGUCGAACUUAUAUUGGUGCUAUGCCGGGCAGAGUCAUUCAGGGAUUGAGAAAUGUUAAGGUAAAAAACCCUGUGAUGCUGUUGGAUGAAAUUGACAAGCUGAGUUCUGGCAUCCAUGGUGACCCAGGAGCUGCCUUGCUGGAAGUUCUUGAUCCUGAACAGAACUUUACCUUCACAGACACUUACCUCAAUCUUCCUUUUGACCUCUCACAGGUGCUCUUUAUUGCUACAGCCAACACUCUAGCCACAAUACCAACGCCUCUGCUCGACCGAAUGGAGGUUAUUUAUGUCCCUGGAUACACUCAGGAAGAGAAGGUGAUGAUUGGACAACUACACCUCCUCCCGAAGCAGCUGCAAGAACAUGGCUUGUCUUCAGACAUUCUUGAUAUCCCUAAGGAAUCUUUUGCCAUAAUCAUUGGAGAGUAUACUAGAGAAGCUGGUGUGAGGACACUAGAACGUAAGAUUGGAGCCGUGUGCCGGGCUAUUGCUGUUCGAGUGGCUGAGACCAAGCCUUACCAUGAUGAAACCAAGACAUCAGAAGUAAUGGUAGCAGAAGCUGAUGAGCAUGACAACAAAAUGGAAGAACAGGGUGAUGAACAUCAUGAAAAUAAACCUCAACAAGAAACAGGGAAAGUGCCUCAGAAGCCCCUCAUCAAUCUCUCUCAAUUGCGAGAGCACAUGGACUUGCCUAUCACUGUUGACGUAAAGAUGAUUCAUGACGUCCUUGGGCCACCUAUAUUUCAAAGUGGGUUAGCAGGACGAGUUAGUGUUCCUGGAGUAGCUGUGGGUCUUGCAUGGACCCCUGUUGGUGGUGAAGUAAUGGUAGUGGAAGCUUCACGUACUGCAGGAGAUUCUGGUCUUACUCUCACAGGCCAACUGGGUUCUGUUAUGCAGGAAUCAGCCAAGAUUGCCUUGUCAUGGGUCAGACAGCACUCUUUUCUGUUGAAAUUAGAAAAUGACUUUAUGAAAGAUGAGGAGAUCCACAUGCACUUCCCAGCUGGAGCUAUCAGUAAGGAUGGCCCCUCAGCAGGAGUCACAAUACUUACUGUGUUGGUGUCACUUCUUUCUGAUAGGUGUGUUCGUUCAGAUGUGGCUAUGACUGGAGAAAUUACUCUUAAUGGAAUUGUAUUGCCAGUUGGUGGAAUCAAGGAGAAGUUAAUGGCAGCUCAUCGAGCAGGACUGACCACUGUCAUUAUUCCUGCAGCCAAUAAAAAGGACAUGGCUGAAAUUCCAAAUUCAGUUUUGAAUGAAGUAGAGGUGGUGCUAGUGAACACAGUUGAAGAGGUUCUCCAAGCAGCAUUUGAAGAUUUUUCCGAUAUUGUCCCAGCUGGUGAUGAUGCAACUACAACAAAACCAUUGCCAAGCAAACUCUAGGAUAUUUAAAAUAGCCACUAAUGUCCAACAGUAAGUUCUUGGUGACAGACUGAGGUAUGCAUUCCAUAUUUAUCUAUUAUAUUGAUUAUUACACUAUUAUUAUUGUCAUUACUACAGUUCUUUAACAGUUUUAUGUAUUAUAUCUGGUACAAUAGUAAUGUUGACCAUGUGUUGAUAAUACUGUACAUCAUUAUAAACCACAAAUAGUUACAUACAUGGUAAGGUAUACUGGUAUUUUAUCUUUUUGAAAGUACUUCAGUGAGAACUGAAAUUUAAAUUAUAAAUUUGUAAAACAGAACAGUACCCUUAAGUUACAAAUAUUUCUCUUGGGUCAUGUAUAGGAAUCUAUUGAAAGCUUUUUUAAGAAUAGCCAAGCCAAGCUAUAUACUUUAUGUGCUGUGCUAUUUGAAAAGAGCAAGAUUUUUCAAAUUUAGGGUCAUAAAAAGUAAUGACGUCAGUUUUUGUAGAUGAGAAUAAUUACUCAUUGCUAUGUAUAUAUUUCAGAUUUUCUUGGGUAUAAAAUGUAGAAUGGGUUUAAUAUUAUGCACACAAAUACCCCUUAACUUUGGAUUUUUGCCUCAAACUGGACAGUCUCUUGACCAAACUGUAAGAAAUUCUCAGCCUAACAUAUACAGGCUUUAGGCCAAACUAUGACUGGUCUGUGGGGUAAGCAUAGGCAGACAUUGAUUUAUGAAAGGGUUCUAUUCCUGAAAACCUUCCCAAAAUCAAAGCAUAUUUUCCAAUAGACUCCCAUUUUGAAAGCUGUGAUAACAGGAUAAAUCCUGAUAUAGCAACUUGUAGUUAACCACAACAUACAGGUUUUCCCAACAGUGUUCCAAAAAGGUUUGAAGGUCCUGCAGUGUUGCGCCAUCCUUCUUUGACAUUGGAAUGGCCUUUGCUCCCCAGUAAAUAUUGUCAUCUCAUGGUAGCAAGAGUAAACCUCUGCUGACACUGCCUCCCACCCUUGCACCAGUGAUUCAAAUUUUUUUUCCUCAUUAUUUAAUAAAGUUAUUGAUGUCAUAUUGCCAUGAUACUCUGUGAAAGUGUACAGGGUAUAACAUAUUAUGACAACAUAAUUAAAGGCAAUGCCAUCAGGUGUGAGUGGCAAGCAUCGCUCUAUCUGAUUUUUUUGUGCCAAUUUGAAGUGAUUCAUCAUUAUGAAUGACACAUAAUCACUGAUGUCUGAGGACAUUGAUAUCAUCUUGCAACUUCUCUCAUCCCAGAAAUUUUACACAUCCCCUUAAUUUUUCUGGGUACUGGGGAAAGUUUCCAAGAGUCUAAACAAUGCAUCUUGCACAGACAAACACUCUUCCAUUGCGUUUAGGACCAUGUAGCAAAAACAUUUAGUUGCUUCGGGUUUUAACAUAUGAGAAAAAAAUCCUAGGUCUCUCAUACACACUUGGCAGCAGUGUGUACUGUCUCGACUGUAACAUGGCUCCUUUCACGCCUCGCACCCCAAAAAUACCUCCAUUUGUUGGCCCAUAUAUUUAUAAAACUGUUGAGGAUUAUCUUAGUAAAAAAAAAAUUGUUUCCAACUUAAUUAGAGCUGAUUUUAUAAAUACUA